This is a messenger RNA of Paramecium tetraurelia, 951 nucleotides long. RefSeq lists its product as uncharacterized. NCBI's taxonomy places the organism in Eukaryota, Ciliophora, Oligohymenophorea, Peniculida, Parameciidae. The record is from RefSeq and is a predicted model, not a curated record. Gene Ontology annotation, biological process: peptidyl-serine phosphorylation; signal transduction; endocytosis. Gene Ontology annotation, molecular function: protein serine/threonine kinase activity. The transcript has 5 exons. Gene Ontology annotation, cellular component: cytoplasm; nucleus.
AUGAAAAUAAUAGAUUCUACAUUAUUGAUUUUGGCAUUAGUAAGGCAUUUAUGCGUAAAAAUGGAGCCCAUUUAUCGAUAACCCUUUAUUGGAACUUCUCGUUAUGCUUCGAUUGCAGCCCAUAAAGGAAAUGAACUAGGAAGGAAGGACGAUUUGGAAUCUUUAAUUUACAUCUUAUUGUACUUUAUUAUUGGUAAUUUACCAUGGCAAAACAUGAAGCAAAUUCCAGGUGACUAAAAAGUACUAUAAGUUGGUGAACUUAAGUAAAAACUGACUCUUGAAUUGUUUAAGAAUUUACCUGAAGAACUGAAAAAAAUAUAUGAAUAUCUGCGUAAACUCACGUAUGCCACAGAACCAGAUUAUAAAUCAAUUGUUAAAUUAUUUUAAUAAGCUGCGAAAAAUGGCAAAAUAGUAAUUGAUUCAAUGUAUGAUUGGGAUAUCCAAAACACUGCUCAAACAGAAAUGUUUUCUCGUUAUGGAACAAUUUAAUUUGAUGAUAAUUUCUUGAUUGAUCAAUAUCUAUCAAAUUAAUAAAUUAAUGUGAAAUAACAUCAUAUUAAUCCUAAUAAGAGAAAAACCUUUUGUCCAUCUCUAAUUAAAUAAACCUUUAAUGAAAACAUUAUUUAAAUGGUCAAAGAUUCAAGUAGAUAAAGUAAUGGUAGUAAUAGUGCCAUGGGGAAUAUAGAAGAAAUGUACCAAUUAUCAAAGGAUGAAAUAAGCGAAGACUCUCAAUAAAUAAUCCCAGAAGAAGGCUAAUAGGAUUUAAGUUUAAGAGUUAAAACGUUGCCUGAUUAUUUGAAAAAGCCUAAGAUCAAAUAAAGACAAAAUCAAACCCUCGUUUUUGAUGACGAUUGGGUAAUUGACUCAGGUACACAUUUAGUGGAUAAUUAUAAAAAAUUAUAAUCUUUGAGUAAUCAAAUGACUGCUGUUUUUCAUCAUAAAUAAAAGUGA